AUGCCUGCCAUGCAGCCACCUAUCGCUGGGGAGAUCGAUUCCGAGAGCAUCAUCGAUUCUAUCACUUCGCCCAUGACCAGUGGCGGCCCGAGUAUUACGCCAGAUACAGAGAUCUCGCCGCCAAAUAGUCCCUUCACGCCCAGCGGGCACCUGAACAAUGCUCGUCAAACAGCCCGGAAGAAGCUGGAAACUCUGACGUUGGACGAGAAGGCAUGCAACCCCCAACAAAAUAUUCUCGUAUCUCUUCUCACUGCUGCUGACUUUUGGCGUACAAAGUCGAUCCCAGCCAAGGGAAUCCCCUCUGCCAAGACCACGGAUGGCCCGAACGGCGCCCGUGGCGGCAUUUUCGUCGGCGGGACCAAGGCUGCUCUGUUCCCAUGCGGCAUUUCACUGGCAGCAACAUGGAACAAGGACAUUUUGUACAGAGUUGGCCAGCACUUGGGUGACGAGACAAAGGCUAGAUCCGCCAACAUCUUGCUGGCGCCGACUGUGUGUCUGCAUCGCCACCCCCUCGGUGGCCGAAAUUUCGAAUCGUUCUCCGAGGAUCCGUUGUUGACGGGAAAGCUGGCUUCCCAGUACAUUCGCGGCCUGCAGCAAAGAGGAGUGGCCGCAGCCAUCAAGCACUUUGUCGCCAAUGAGCAGGAAACGGAGCGCAACAAUCUCAAUUCUGUGGUAUCAGAGCGUGCUCUGCGUGAGCUCUAUCUUCGUCCCUUUGAGAUUGCGGUUCGCGAGGCCUCGCCUUGGGCUGUCAUGUCUUCAUACAACUUAAUUAAUGGUGCUCAUGCUGAUAUGAACCGUCACACUUUGGGUGAUAUUCUUCGCGGCGAAUGGGGAUUUGACGGAACGGUAAUCUCCGAUUGGGAUGGCGUGAACUCCACUGCCGAGUCCAUCAAGGCCGGCUGUGACAUCGAGUUCCCGUUCUCAACCAAGUGGCGUUUUGAAAAGGUGCUUAAGGCGAUUGAGGACGGCAGUCUCACUGUUGCCGACGUAGACCGGGCCGCCGAAAAUGCCCUUACUCUUGUCACCCGCGUCAAGGGCGACGACUUGUCGGAGGAAGCCCCCGAACGGGAAGAUGAUCGCGCAGAGACGCGCGAGCUGAUUCGCGAAGCCGGUGUGCAGGGCCUUACGCUGCUCAAGAACGAGACGUCGAUUUUGCCCAUUGAUCAGCGUACCACCAAGCUGGCCGUCAUCGGGCCCAACGCCAAUCGAGCCAUCGCUGGUGGUGGCGGCAGCGCCAGCCUCAACCCCUACUACACGACCAUCCCGCUCGAAAGCAUCCGCCGUGCCGUGAAGGAGGCUGGGGGCCAAAACGAGGUGGCGUAUGCUGUCGGGUGUCACACGAACAAGUGGCUGCCGGUAGCCUCGCCAUUCUGCAGCAACCGCGAUGGAUCGCAGGGCGUCACCAUCGACUGGUUUAGCGGCGACAAAUUCGAAGGCAGCCCCGUGGUGACUGAAAAGCGCAAAAAUACGGACCUGUUCCUUUGGGAUUCGGCGCCCGUGUCCCGUGUCGGCCCACAUUGGUCGGCCAUUGCGACGACGUAUCUGACGCCGAUAUCGACGGGCAAACACACCAUUAGCUUCAUGAGUGUCGGACCCGGUCGACUCUACGUGGACGGAAAGGAAGUGAUGGACCUGUGGGACUGGACCGAGGAGGGCGAGGCCAUGUUCGACGGUUCGAUCGACUACCUUGUCGACGUGGACAUGCAGGCUGGCCAGGCUGUGGAGCUGAAGGUCCGGAUGACCAACGAGCUGCGGCCGAUCAGCAAGCAGAAGAAAACCGGCGCCACGCACAAAUACGGCGGCUGCCGCAUCGGCUUCAAGGAGCAGGACCAGGUUGACUACGUACAAGAGGCCGUGGACGCGGCCCGUGCCGCCGAUGUUGCUGUCGUCAUUGUUGGUAUCGAUGCCGAGUGGGAAUCGGAAGGUUAUGACCGGCAGACGAUGGACCUCCCCGUCGACGGCAACCAAGACCGGCUCAUUGAGGCUGUGCUCGCCGCCAACCCCAAUACCGUGGUUGUCAAUCAGUCCGGCUCGCCCGUGGCGAUGCCAUGGGCUGACAAGGUCCCGGCAAUCUUGCAGGCCUGGUACCAAGGACAGGAAGCCAGCAAUGCGCUGGCAGAUGUUCUCUUUGGCAAGAAGAAUCCCAGCGGAAAGCUGCCGUGCACAUUCCCGCGGAGGCUGGAAGACGCCCCGGCGUACCACAACUGGCCCGGUGAGAAUCUCGAGGUCAUCUACGGCGAGGGCCUGUACAUUGGCUACCGCCACUACGAGCGUGCCAAGAUCGCACCGCUCUUCCCUUUUGGCCACGGCCUGUCAUAUACCCAGUUUGAGUACGGCCGUCCGUCGAUCAACAAGAAGGUGCUGUCUCCCGAGUCCGGCAGCACGGUCGAGAUCACCCUCGCUAUCAGCAACAUUGGCGACGUCGAGGGUGCUGAGACUGUCCAGGUGUACGUGCACGACGAGAAGUCGCGCCUCGCGCGGCCUGAGAAGGAGCUCGUGGCUUUUGAGAAGGUGUCCCUGGAGCCCAGCGAGACCCAACACAUUACCCUAUCUCUGGACAAGCACGCCGUGGGCUACUACGACACGGCGAUCGGUCAGUGGAUUGCCGAGGAGGGCCGUUUCAACGUGCUCAUCGGCGCGUCGUCGGCGGACAUCCGGCGCAGCAUCUCGUUUUCUGUGGAGGAGUCGUUCACGUGGGUAUUCUAG
Messenger RNA from Sporothrix brasiliensis 5110, 2706 nucleotides. Its product is annotated as beta-glucosidase. NCBI's taxonomy places the organism in Eukaryota, Fungi, Ascomycota, Sordariomycetes, Ophiostomatales, Ophiostomataceae. Gene Ontology annotation, biological process: glucan catabolic process. The record is from RefSeq and is a predicted model, not a curated record. The coding region runs from base 1 to 2706 and encodes 901 amino acids. The transcript is spliced from 5 exons. Gene Ontology annotation, molecular function: beta-glucosidase activity.